Molecule: messenger RNA, 1339 nt
Organism: Thamnophis sirtalis
Lineage: Eukaryota; Metazoa; Chordata; Lepidosauria; Squamata; Natricidae
Source: RefSeq, a predicted model, not a curated record
AGAAGAAGUAUGGAAAAACCAGAAAGCAACGUUGAAGACAUUGGAGUAAGAAGUCCGAACGCGAUGGCUGACAUUUGUGAUACCCAACAGGAAGCUUCUGAGGAACUUCUGUUCCACGAAGAAACCAUUGAUCUGGGAGGAGAUGAAUCUGCAUCUGAAGAAAACGGAAACGUUGCAGACGACUCCAGUAACUUCAUAGAUAAACUGAGUGAGCACAUGAUGGAGAGCGUCCUGAUAUCUGAUUCUCCAAAUAACAGUGAAGAUGAUACCGGCGACCUUGGCUGCCUGCAGGGAAUAAUCAAACAAAUUGAAGCAAACGAUACCGAAGCAAUAGAAGGAGAGGAGCUUUUGGAGAGACACGAAGUCGUUAGAAAUGAGAAGGACACAAAACUCGAAGCUGCUGCCAAAAGUAUUUCCGAUUCGAGAAUUGACUAUCAGUCCUCUUUAAAUGAAAGUCCGAUUCAGACGCCAGCAAAAAACGAACUGGAAGGAGAAUGUGACAAACUUUUAAAGUCUCCAUCGAACAUUGUUGAAGAAAGCAAACCAGAGGAAGUUGUUUCUGUUCCGGUUGUCAUUAAAUCACCAGAUGACGCAGAACCUAUUCCCAUCUGUACCAUCUUUAGCCAGGGAAACCAAACAACUGGCCAGCAACAGUUUCUCCAUGAUGGCUUUGAACCUCAAAUGGUGAAAUCACCCAGCCUUGGUGCUGUCAGUGAGACUCCGGUGAAAAUUCAUCCGCAGGUGGUUCAGCCUAGCCCAAGCCUAAGCAAAUUCUUUGGGGAAGCCAUUAGUAAUAACACGUUAGCUUCUGAUUUCUUUGAUUCCUUUACUACGUCAUCCUUUAUUUCGGUCAGCAACCCCAAUGCCAGCGCAUCUGUACCCGAACAGAUGUCUUCUCUUGUAACAGUUGGGGAAUUGCGCGACUCUGUUAAACAUAAAUACGCUCUUAAAAAUGGAAGAUCGGAACCUGGGAAAUCCGCAUCUUCUCCAGAAAUAUCUCAGUCCCCAAAGCCAUUUUCCCAGAUUCAAGCUGUUUUUCAAAGCGCCGAUGACCCUUUUGCCUCCGUGCUGAACAUGAGUGAGGUGGACAGAAGAAACGACGCGUGGCUUCCUAGUGAGGCAACGAGGAAUGUGUUGAUUUCAGUGGCCACCCAGCCGUAUAAUAAUAUUUUCAUAGACAAGGAGAAUGUGACCAUGCCGGGAUUAAAAUUUGACAAUAUUCAGGAGCACCAAAAACUGGAGAGCAGCGGUUGAUCUGUGCGGACGGCUUCUGACAGCCCAUGGCCAAGGCUACGGCAAAAGCGGACUCCCCACCAGUCACACAACAGACUCUCUUCAG